AUGCUUUUGACAGCAGCGGCGGCUCACCUUCUUCUCUCGUUUCCACAGCCUGAGACAGCAGAAGCUCCAGAAGAACAGGUCUCCCACCAUGUCAGCGAGAGCCGGCGUCUGCCUAGUGCAUCCUACAGCAGCCUCUGUCCUGCCCCGCCACAGCCACAACAAAACAGAACCAGCGCUGAGAACCGGUGCCAGUCCACGCCUUUGCAGCUGAGCUCAUCUCCCGAAUCAAUGUCACUCCCCUCCACCGCCGGCUCGCUCGCCCCCGCCCCUCUCCACGCCUUCCUCCUCUCCUACUUUUACUAUGACCUCAUCGUUUCCUGUUGGGCUCCUCCCACCCGUGCACAUGCGCCAGCCGGCUUUUUCAGCGAUCCUGCUUGA
Knipowitschia caucasica is the source of this 378-nucleotide messenger RNA. Lineage: Eukaryota; Metazoa; Chordata; Actinopteri; Gobiiformes; Gobiidae. The record is from the annotation of a GenBank genome assembly.